AUGCCUUCGAAUCACCGGGCGCAGGAUUCGUCUUCGCAUGCGUUUCCUACCAGGCAGCUCACAAUCCUCGCGAUAUGCCGCUUCUCGGAGCCGAUCGCCUUCAACUCGAUCCUGGCAUACACGUACGUGAUGGUGCAGGACCUGCACGGGGGCGACGGGACGGACGCGUCCUUCUACGCGGGGCUGCUGGUGUCGGCGUACGCCGUGGCCGAGGCCCUGACGGCGCUCGGCUGGGGCGCGCUGUCGGACCGCUACGGCCGCAAGCCCGUCGUGCUGUGCGGGCUCGGCGGCGUCGCCGUCUCCAGCCUCAUCUUCGGGUUGGCCAAGCGGUACUGGGUCGCCCUGCUGGCUAGGUUCAUCGGCGGCGCGCUAAAUGGGAACGUUGCUGUAAUGCAGACUAUGGUCGCGGAGAUGGUCAAGCACCCCGAGCACGAGCCCCGGGCGUACGCGACGCAGCCCUUCGUCUGGACGCUCGGCGGCAUCCUCGGGUCCGCCAUGGGCGGCUUCCUCGCCCAGCCCGCCACCUUCUACCCGGCCCUGUUCCCCGCCGACGGCCUCUUCGCCCGCUACCCCUACCUCCUGCCCAACCUCGUGUCCGUCGUCGUCAUCGUCUUGGCCAUCAUCCAGGGCGUCCUGUUCCUCGAGGAGACGAACCCGCGCAUGGUGAACGCGGGCGCCGCCGCCGCCGCCGGGAAGACCGCUUAUCAGGAGUCUGUCUUUGAGGAGAGUGUUGUUGAUGAGAAUGGUAAUGGUUAUGGUAAUGAUAAUGGUGGUGCUGUUGUUGUUGUUGCGGACGAGCGUACUCCGCUAUACCACCGCCCCAAGGACAGCAGAUCGUCUAUCCGGAGCCCCUCGUGCGCCGCGAGCGACCGCCCGGUGUUCGUCGAGGAGAGCCUCCCGGUGGCAGUCGAGCAGACCACCUUCGACCUCCGGCGCUCGUCGUUCGGGACCGUGCGGUCGAUCAAGGUCCUCCCGAGCGCCCCGAAGCAGAAAGAGGGGUACAGCGGCCGAGCGUUCAACUUCACCAUCGUCAUGGUGUCCGUCGCCCUCGUCCUGAUCUCGUACCACCAGAUGGCGUUCAACACCCUCCUGCCCACGCACCUCCUCGACAAGCCGGCGGCGCCAGCAGCCCCCGGCCGGCUCGACCUGGUCGGCGGGCUGGGGUACACCGUGCACGACGUGGGGAUAUACCUGUCCGUGAACGGGAUCCUGGGGCUGUUCAUCCAGGGGUUCAUAUUCCCGAUCUUCGUGGACAAGGUGGGGGUGUGGAAGUCGUUCGUGGUCAGCAUCGUCUUGUACCCGUCGGCGUACGUAGUCAUGCCUUUCCUGUCCGCCUUCCCGGCGCCUCUGGUCUCCCCGGGGAUCUACCUGUCGAUGGUGCUGCAGAGCUUCUUCGGCAUCAUCGUGAUCCCCUGCGCGCUCAUCCUGCUCAAGGACGCCACGCCGUCCCCGCUCGUCCUCGGCAAGGUCAACGGCCUCGCCAUGUCCGCCUGCUGCCUGGCCCGGACCGUCGCCCCGCCCCUCGUCGGCAUCAUCUACAGCGCCGGCGGGUCCGCGGCCGCCUGGUUCAGCUGCUCCGGCGUCGCGGUCGUCGGGAUCGUGCAGCUCCUCUGGGUGCCGAGGAAACACGUCCCUAAUAUCGUGCUUGAGGACAGCACGAUGGUAAGUAAAAACCGGCCGGACGUGCGACACGAGGAACACGGGAUGUGCCCUCCCAUGUCGGAGUAA
Molecule: messenger RNA, 1728 nt
Organism: Daldinia caldariorum
Lineage: Eukaryota; Fungi; Ascomycota; Sordariomycetes; Xylariales; Hypoxylaceae
Product: MFS general substrate transporter
Exons: 3
Coding region: 1-1728 (575 amino acids)
Biological process (GO): transmembrane transport
Molecular function (GO): transmembrane transporter activity
Source: RefSeq, a predicted model, not a curated record